GACCUAUUCAUUCCAGAGGAUAUUGGGGAAGGGAUCUUAUGGCGUAGUGUACCAGGCACAGGUGCUUGAGACUGGAGAGAUCGUGGCUGUCAAAUCGAUUAGGAUGACGGAGAAGGAUAGGGAGAUCCAGAUUCUCAAAGAGCUGGACGGACACCCGAACAUUGUUUGCCUGAAGGGUGCGUUCUUAAGUCCAGAUGUGCAAGGAGCUCAAAAGCUGAAUCUGGUGCUCGAGUUCCUGUCGGACACGCUGCAUAGAAUCAUCAAACACUGCAACGUGCUGGGCAGGGGUCUCGUGGUCGGCCAGGGUCAGUCAGGACACGGCCAGGCAGCCAAUUUUUGCGCUGUCGAGGGCUCAGCGCUCAAAGAGGAGCAGGGGCGCUGCAAGCUUCUGGGGGCCCAGUGCACAAGGCGGUUCGGCGGCAGAGACGCCACAGGCUGUGAGCAGCUUGCUCGGCCCGACCUGCUCGGCACCCGAGCAGUGCCCGAGAACCUCCUGAUGCACGGGAAGACGCACACGCUCAAGCUGUGCGACUUUGGCACCGCGAAGCGCCCGGUCUUUGGGGAGCAGAUGCGCCCGUACGUGUGCUCCCGGUACUACCGGGCCCCGGAGCUCGUCCUGGGCUGCACCAACUAUUCGAGAGCCAUUGACCUCUGGUCGGCGGGCUGCGUCUUCGGCGAGAUGGUCCUGGGCCAGCCGAUGUUCACGGGCAAGGACGGCAUCGACCAGCUCGUGGAGAUCAUGAAGGUCCUGGGCACGCCGCGGUCCCAGGAGCUGAGGGCCAUGAACCCGGUCUUCCGCGGCUGGACGUCCGAGGACGCAAACGUGCUGGCGGGCCAGCUGCUCAGGUACGAGCCCCUGAAGAGGCAGCCGCCGCUGCACUGCCUGCUCAGCCCCUUCUUCGACGUGCUGCGCGCCAGGGACACGGGGCAGCCCUGGCAGCAGCUGCAGGACCAGCUGUUCGAUUUCCGGGAGGACGAGCUGGUGUGGCUCAGCCCUGCCGAGCGCGAGCAGUUGAAGGGCACAGUCGCAGCGCGGUGA
Prorocentrum cordatum is the source of this 1039-nucleotide messenger RNA. Lineage: Eukaryota; Dinophyceae; Prorocentrales; Prorocentraceae. The record is from the annotation of a GenBank genome assembly.